AGUAUUCAGAGUUGGUGUUUCGCCAUUUUGAACAGAAUCGAUGCUAGUACGUGUUUCAUAGAAACGUUAAUAAAAGGAAUUUAAUUUGUUUAACGGAUUGUUGUCUCGGAUUUUAAGUGCGUUCUGUGAUUGUUCAAAGAGGCAUUUGUGUUAACAUACAAUUGUAUGCGUGUAAUUUUCUCUAGUUGAACUGUUCAGCUGUAUUAUAGCCUAAAGGCUGUUUCAUUUCUUCGUGUUUACCUGUUCAAUGGUGGAGAUCAGACACUGUGUCAGGUGCUCAGCUCCAUCAUGGAUGAUACACAAACAUCCAGAGAUGAAGAUUUUUUUAUAGGAUGCAGUCCAGUCCAGAAGAAAUCAGACUCACCAGAGCCCAGCUGUGUGUCUAUGAGGAGUGACUGGUCCAUGGAGCCUCCACAAAAUUUGAAGUGUGGAGACACAUGUCCACAUUUCAGUUCAGUCCAGCAGGAGAAAUCAGACUCACCAGAGCCCAGCUGUGUGUCUAUGAAGAGUGACUGGUCUAUCGAACCACCACAAAAUUUUAAGAGUGGAAACACUAGGCCAGAUUUCAGUUCAGUCCAGCAGGAGAAAUCAGACUCACCAGAGCCCAGCUGUGUGUCUAUGAAAGAGUGACUGGUCUAUCGAACCGCCACAAAAUUUUAAGAGUGGAAACACUAGGCCACAUUUCAGGUCAACCUCGCCAUACAGAUCUGUCAUAACAGAACCUGCCUGUAAGAAAAUGAAGUAUGAUGAAACUGUAAAUCAAGACUUUAAUGAAAGAAUGCAUCCUGGUUUAAGCCAUGGCUCUAACAUUGCUGAAGCCUUAAACACAUUUAGAUCAAAUCUGAGGAAGAAGUUUCAGUGUCUGUGUGAAGGAACAGCAAAGCAGGGAAACCCAACACUCCUGAAUGAGAUCUACACUGAGCUCUACAUAACAGAGAGUGAAAGUGGAGAAAUCAGUAAUGAGCAUGAGGUGAGACAGAUUGAGACACAAUCCAGGAGAGCAGCAACAGAGGACACACCGAUCAAAUGCAAUGACAUCUUUAAACCUUUACCUGGACAAGACAAACCCAUCAGAACUGUGUUGACAAAGGGAGUCGCUGGCAUUGGAAAAACAGUCUCUGUGCAGAAGUUCAUCCUGGACUGGGCUGAAGGAAAGGAGAAUCAGGACGUCCAGCUCAUAUUUCCACUUCCUUUCAGAGAGCUCAAUCUGAUGAAGGACAAAAAAAUUACUCUUUCAGAUCUUCUUCAUGUCUUUUUCCCUGAAAUAAAAGAAACUGACAGUUUUAGUGAUGAACAUAAUGUGUUGUUCAUUUUUGAUGGUCUGGACGAGUGUCGUCUAUCUCUGGAUUUUGAGAGCGAUGUAAGGUUGUGUGAUGUCAGUGAAUCAGCCUCAUUAGACGAGCUGCUGAUGAACCUCAUCAAGGGGAAUCUGCUUCCUUCUGCUCUCAUCUGGAUCACUUCACGACCAGCAGCAGCUGAUCUCGUUCCCUCUGAGUAUGUCCAUCGAGUGACAGAGGUCCGAGGCUUCAAUGACCCACAGAAGGAGGAAUACUUCAGGAAGAGAAUCACUGAUCAGAGUCUGGCUGAGAGAAUCAUCUCACACCUGAAGUCAUCAAGGAGCCUCCACAUCAUGUGUCACAUCCCAGUCUUCUGCUGGAUCUCAGCCACUGUUCUUGAGAAGAUGUUGAGUGAAGCAGAGACUGGAGAGAUUCCCAAGACUCUCACUCAGAUGUACACACACUUCCUGAUCCUUCAGACCAACAUCAAACAUGAGAAGCACUAUGAGAAGAAAGUGAAAGAUGAAGACAUGAUUGUCAAACUGGGAAAAUUAGCAUUUCAGCAGCUUGUGAAAGGCAAUCUGAUCUUCUAUGAAGAGGACCUGAGAGAUUGUGGCAUUGAUGUGACAGAAGCAUCGGUGUACUCAGGAUUGUGCACUCAGAUCUUCAGAGAGGAGUUUGGCUUGUAUCAGGGGAAAGUUUUCUGCUUUGUUCAUCUGAGCAUUCAGGAACAUCUAGCGGCUCUAUAUGUGCACCUCUCCUUCACAAACAACAACAUAAAUGUGCUUAACAAAAAGAAGAAAGCAGCUAAUGGAGACCGGGUUUCAUUAUCUGAGCUGCAACAGAGAGCGGUGGAUGAGGCUCUACAGAGUAAAAAUGGACAUCUUGACCUUUUCCUGCGUUUCCUUCUGGGUCUGUCACUGGAGUCUCAUCAGAUUCUUCUACAAGGACUGAUGACACAGACAAGAAUCAGCUUUGACAGCAAUGAGAAAACUGUUAAGUACAUCAAGAAGAAGAUCAAGGCCACUCACUCUCCAGAUAAAUCCAUCAAUCUGUUCCACUGUCUGAAUGAACUGGGUGAUCAUUCACUAGUGGAGGAGAUACAGCAGUAUCUGGAAAAAGAAACAAUAAAUAAAGCCAAACUCUUAGUUUUUGUGUUGUUGACAUCAGAGAAGAAGCUGGAUGAGUUUAAUUUGGAUAAAUUCAUCAGAGGUCAAAAUAAAGCAGAAAAUAUGAAAGUUCUUAAGAAGCUGCUGCCUGUGAUUAAAGAAGCCAGAUCAGUUCGGUUAAGUGACUGUACAAUCACAGAUGAAAGUUGGGCUGCUCUGACUUCAGCUCUGAGAUCAAACCCCUCACACCUGAGAGAUCUGGAUCUGUCUGGAAAUAAACUAGGAGAUUCAACAAUGAAGCUUCUCUCUGCUGUACUGGAGAAUCAUCACUGUAAACUGGAGAAACUGAAGUUGAAUAAUUGUAAUAUCACAGAUGAAGGUGGUGCUGCUCUGACUUCAGCUCUGAGAUCAAACCCCUCACACCUGAGAGAACUGGAUCUGUCUGGAAAUAAACUAGGAGAUUCAACAAUGAAGCUUCUCUCUGCUGUACUGGAGAAUCAUCACUGUAAACUGGAGAAACUGAAGUUAAGUGACUGUAAUAUCACAGAUGAAGGUGGUGCUGCUCUGACUUCAGCUCUGAGAUCAAACCCCUCACACCUGAGAGAUCUGGAUCUGACUGGAAAUAAACUAGGAGAUUCAACAAUGAAGCUUCUCUCUGCUGUACUGGAGAAUCAUCACUGUAAACUGGAGAAACUGAAGUUGAGUAACUGUAAUAUCACAGAUGAAGGUGGUGCUGCUCUGACUUCAGCUCUGAGAUCAAACCCCUCACACCUGAGAGAUCUGGAUCUGACUGGAAAUAAACUAGGAGAUUCAACAAUGAAGCUUCUCUCUGCUGUACUGGAGAAUCAUCACUGUAAACUGGAGAAACUGAAGUUGAAUAAGUGUGAAAUCACAGAUGAAGGUUGUGCUGCUCUGACUUCAGCUCCAGGAUCAAACCCCUCACACCUGAGAGAACUGAGUCUUUCUAUUAAAGAACUAACAGAUUCAACAAUGAAGAUUCUCUCUGCUGUACUGAAGAAUAAUCACUGUAAACUGAAGUUGAGUGAUUGUAGAAUCACAGAUGAAGGUGGUGCUGCUCUGACUUCAGCUCUGAGAUCAAACCCCUCACACCUGAGAGAUCUGGAUCUGUCCUGGAAUAAACUAGGAGAUUCAACAAUGAAGCUUCUCUCUGCUGUACUGGAGAAUCAUCACUGUAAACUGGAGAAACUGAAGUUGAAGUGGUGUGAUAUCACAGAUGAAAGUUGGGCUGCUCUGACUUCAGCUUUGAGAUCAAACCCCUCACACCUGAGAGAACUGGAUCUGACUGGAAAUAAACUAGGAGAUUCAACAAAGAAGCUUCUUUCUGAUCUAAAGGCUGAUCCACAUUUUAAACUGGAGAAACUCUCAUACUAAUGACUGGCAUUUAGAUAUCAGUUCACUAGAUCACAGAGGAGUUCCCGCUGUUGUGAACAGUUUUAGCCGCUGGGACUGGCAAACUGAAAGACGAUUUCAACUGACACAAUUUCAGCCACAAUGGAUGUUUUCUACCGGGCCCAAAGAUUGCUUACUGCAGCCCAGAGCACAUCCAUCUAAUACAUCUUCAUCAUGAACUAUUUGCAUUUCAAAGGUGUUUAACAGCCAGUGAGAUGUUUUCCUGCUGGCAGGCUAUUUUGAAUCAUUGAACCGUUGAACCACAUUUUGUUCAAAAUUGUCACAACUGUUUUAAUUUUGCUUGAAGUGUUCAUGUUCUUUGAAGUUCAUUCAUUUAUUCACUCUGAAUCUCUGUAAGAAUAGUUGACUUGUUUGGCAGUCAAGUGAGCAAGAGAUCUGGCGACGCACUGUGUUCAGACCAUGUUUUGCUCACUGGAUUUUGCUCUGUAUUUCUGGAUUUGCUCUCUCACCUUUGGAUUAGAGGUCAAAUGAUUGAUGAUCAGCAUCAUCAUUGCCACACUUUUGCUGGUUCUCCAUGAAAGAACUUUUAUCUCAGUUUUGACUGUUGUAAGAGUUUGCAUUACCACAGUAUUUUCCGUUGUGAUCCAGGUGUUAUUUGAUUGGUUCUUGUUCUGUGGUACUUAUUUGUAUCCAGUGCUCAAUGUUUUGUAAAUACAGAAAAACUACAGUAAACACAAAAGAGCUCUUAUCA
Molecule: messenger RNA, 4508 nt
Organism: Megalobrama amblycephala (Wuchang bream)
Lineage: Eukaryota; Metazoa; Chordata; Actinopteri; Cypriniformes; Xenocyprididae
Product: NACHT, LRR and PYD domains-containing protein 12-like
Molecular function (GO): protein binding
Source: RefSeq, a predicted model, not a curated record